AUGAACAAAAGGACAGAUGGCUCCAGCAAUAUAAAAGCUGGCAUCACAGACUCGCCGCGUGUGUUGAGAAGUAUGCCUGGCAUUGCUGCCGGAAGUGUGGCUGUGGCAACACCACAAUACGACCAUCCACAUCAACUUAACACAGUGGUGAGCAAAAAUGAUCGAAGCACUGGUUACCAGUCCGUGUAUCAAGGUUCAUUUGCCAACUAUGAUAAUGAUAUGGAUACCAUAACGAUUGGGAAUGUUAAAGAUCAAAAUCAUGGAAUCCCACAAGUUCCAAAUCCUAUUCCACAAAGGCCACUUGGCAUACCGGAAGAAUCAAAUCAUAUUCCACAAAGGCCAUCUGACAUACCGGAAGAAUCAAAUCAUGUUCCACAAAAGCCAUCUAGCAUACCGGAAGAAUCAAAUCAUAUUCCACAAAGGCCAUCUAGCAUACCGGAAGAAUCAAAUCAUAUUCCACAAAGGCCAUCUGACAUACCGGAAGAAUCAAAUCAUAUUCCACAAAGGCCAUCUGGCAUACCGGAAGAAUCAAAUCAAAUUCCACAAAGGCCAUCUGGGAUACCGGAAGUAUCAAAUCAUAUUCCACAAAGACCAACAGGGCAACAUAUUCCCGGCACGUUUCAAAUCACUGUUCAAAACAUUUCAAAAACUUUUAACUUUGAGGUUCGUUCCACUGAUUCCGUAGAUGAUCUCAUGAUGAAGAUUCAUGACAGAACGGGUAUUCCCUCCGACCAACAGAGGCUUAUGCACGUGGGAAAACAAUUGACCAGCAAAAUGACCCUUAGCCAUUACAACAUCAAGGAAGGAAGUGUAAUUUUUAUAUUAUUCAGAAUGCGUGGAGCUUAG
Physella acuta is the source of this 846-nucleotide messenger RNA. RefSeq lists its product as uncharacterized. Lineage: Eukaryota; Metazoa; Mollusca; Gastropoda; Physidae. Gene Ontology annotation, molecular function: protein binding. The record is from RefSeq and is a predicted model, not a curated record.